This is a messenger RNA of Tuber aestivum (summer truffle), 1102 nucleotides long. The record is from the annotation of a GenBank genome assembly. NCBI's taxonomy places the organism in Eukaryota, Fungi, Ascomycota, Pezizomycetes, Pezizales, Tuberaceae.
UCGAGUGAAUGUAGUCUAAUCACUGCGGGAAUGCGCGAUGGUGAACAGCCGACUGGUGUAAUGACCGCAGAUUUGUGAUUGUUCGCACCAUUCCUCUUUUUUCUUGCAGUGCCAAGACCACAAGGGUGAGUGACCGGACUCCCGUGUAUUCAGAACCUCUCUCUCCUCCGAUUCAAUCAUAUCAUAUGUAAUGCUCCCAUCCCCACCCCCCACCCUCCGCCAGCCAUAAGACGGACUGUACUGUACUACGAGAUUACCAAGGCCAGUUUAUUAUUCUCUCUCCCCCCUGUGCACUUUCCCUUGCGCACAGCAUUUUUUCCCUCAACCCAAAAACAACUACCAUGAUUACCUGCAUAGUUGCCUUCCAUCCACCUCUAAGUCAACAAUCCUCCACAGCCACGGCAGAGUAACAUCUCUUAUACUUCCCUACUGACUCUCUUCCCUCCUUCACGCCCCUUUUCGUGUACAUACAUUCAUAUUGCAUUGCAUACAGUACAUAACAUUAUUCGCGCUUCCGGUCCUGUCGUUCCCCGCACAAUAUCUACGCCGAAUUAACAUCAAUGCUGUACAAACGCUGGAGAUAUAAGUUUCGCCUCCGCCAUGCUUCGAGUUCCCUGGAAACUUUUUAUGCACCAACCAGUUCACCCUGAUGGCUACUUGCAGUGAAUGUAACCACCACAGCUACCGCACUGCUACUGCUAUCACAUCACAAGUACAACUCAUCAACCGCAACCUCCGGCUGACAAUUUUGGCCCAUCGCCUGACUCCAGGUGUGAUUUUUACAAAACAUACCCCAUCACUCCUUAAGUCUCUCUGCUAAUGAUAAGUCAUACACAACGUAUACCAUCAAACACCAGAUGGUUGCAGACAGCCCUCAUUUUCGCUCCCCAGCCUCAACAAAAACGACAGUCAUGAGCGUAUUAAUACCACUUGUCCCUCCAACAAAAAGAAACGAAAGGAGAACACCGCCCCGCCCCGCCCCCCACAUGGGAUUGCAACCGGAAACUAAAAAACCAAACUUUUGGGAGAAAAUGCUUCUAAAAAAAAAAAAAAGAAACAAGUGUUACCUAAUCCCACUCUGACUGCGAGGUUAAGAUAGUUA